This is a messenger RNA of Bombina bombina (fire-bellied toad), 4946 nucleotides long. RefSeq names its product dermatan sulfate epimerase like (gene DSEL). Gene Ontology annotation, molecular function: sulfotransferase activity; chondroitin-glucuronate 5-epimerase activity. The coding region runs from base 1149 to 4763 and encodes 1204 amino acids. The record is from RefSeq and is a predicted model, not a curated record. The transcript has 3 exons. Lineage: Eukaryota; Metazoa; Chordata; Amphibia; Anura; Bombinatoridae.
CACAAGCCUCUCUGCAAUCCCCUCCAUUAUUUUCUUUCCCUGUUUUUCCUUUCUACGCCCCUUUACAUGUAAUGAAUACAGAUUGUUUGUGCUGACGUCUGGAUCCGCUGUUAGGAAAGCAAAAGAUCAUCUGAGCUGUAUCCGAAAGGAGUGGACAGUCUGCUGCAGCAGCAGGACGAAAAAUCUUCUUGCAUCCAUCAUCUGGAGACUGUCCUGUAUGCCUGUUUCAUGUUUCCGUAAAGAGCUUGUUUCUGUAUUAAUUACAAUAUGAUUAAGCCAAUUAUGAAGAGCACAUAUAAGUGUAAAAUCCUUACAUAAAUGUAAACUUACCCAGAUGAUUUAAAAGCAGCUCUCUUUUAGAGUGGAAAAUGACUAAGGCAAAAGCCAGACUUCAUUAAAUUUCCAACCAUCCCAGCCAACUGAGGGGGUAAUACAGUACAUAUGUAAAACAGAUAUGCCGUCAACAAGUAUUAAAAGCAGACCCCUAACAAAGACUGGUAGACCAUGAACUGUUACGGAACAGGCUUUUUCCCAGCAUUGCUCAGCUGAAGAUGAAAACAGGCGCAUUUGAAAAAGCAGAUGUUGGUUUUCAGUUCCUGAUUAUACUGAUAAGAAAAAAUUCAGAAGAAAAUGAUGCUAUUUUGUUAUUAUGACUAGAUAACAAACAAUUUCUUCAGCCCUGUUGUAGAUCUUCAAUGUUUGCUUCAGUGGAAAUUUAAACAAGAAAUUCAUGACUUGAGGAGAAAUAUGAUCAUCUACAUUUUUCAGUGCUUCUGCAGUUAUAAGCUUCAAAUUCCAGUGGGAAUUACAGUCCAUGAUUGUUGAAAUGAGCAUAUUGUAUAAAUUUACCAGGCUUGUUGCUGCUAUGAAUUUGUUUUCAAACCAAACUGGAUUUUUGUUUGCAUCUGAAUACCCAUAACGGUCAUUAAGCACACGUCAUCAAUAUAUUUGCAGUCUGUGUUUACAGAUAUGCUAAUCUUGCUUAUUUUCUAUAGUUACAAUAGAAAACUGACUAGAAGUAUAUACAGUUUUUUUUUUUAAGACCAUAAUCUAAGACUGAAUUAAAAUGCUAAGCAAGGUAAUGAUAAAGACAAACAUCUACAGCACUUUGUAAUUAGAUAUAUAAAUGAUUAACUGACUUAUGGAUCAUGGCUUUAAUAGAUAACUGUAUUCUCCUAACUCUAGCUAUAUUUUCUUUCUCACUUGUGGACAAAUCAUUUAGCAAUUACUCAGACUGGCUAUCACUGUUAGACAAUGGUGCUCAGAAUCACAAAUUACACGAUUUCACAGUAAAGACAAAACAGAAAAAUCAUAUGUUUCAUCCAUGCAUCUAUUUUGAUUGGGUUGAUGUUCAAGGAUUAAGAGAAAAAGCACACACAACUCAUUUACAUUUAUUUAAGAUUAUUAGGAAUGCUGUAACUACUAUGCAGUCGAAUCCAUCUUCUUACUUGCCACCACCAAAGCACGCUGAUUUUGCUGCAAAGUGGAAUGAGAUUUAUGGAAAUAAUUUGCCACCAUUAGCAUUGUAUUGCCUUCUUUCCCCAGAUGAUAAAACUGCGCUUGCAUUCGCCCUGGAAUAUAUGGAUAGGAUGGCUAAUUACAAAGAUUGGCUGGUUCAGACUGCUCCAGGGGAUGAGGUCCCAGUUUGUCACUCAUUAACUGGUUUCGCAACAGCUUAUGAUUUCUUGUAUCAGUUUUUAGACGAUGAUAGAAGACGCAAAUAUUUGGCAAAGAUUCAGUCAGUAAGUGAAGAAAUGUAUCGGUAUUCUAAAUUUCGUGCCUGGGGGAGACACUUUCUUCAUAACCAUCAAACUACAAAUAUGUUGGCCUUGCUCACAGGUGCUCUAGUUAUGCAAAAUUACAAAGAAGAUGAGGCAAAUGUUUGGAAACAAGGUGUAGUCAAUGUGAUGGAAAAAAAUAUGUUUCUUCUUAAUCAUGUUGUAGAUGGAUCUUUAGAUGAAGGAGUUGCCUAUGGCAGCUAUACAGCAAAAUCAAUAACACAAUAUGUAUUCUUAGCAAAACGCCAUUUUGGUAUUAACCAUUUUGAAAACAAUUGGCUAAAAAUGCACUUCUGGUUUUAUUACUCUACAUUGUUGCCAGGAUUUCAGAGGACUGUGGGAAUAGCAGAUUCAAACUAUAACUGGUUUUAUGGUCCUGAAAGUCAGUUAGUAUUUUUAGACACAUUUAUUUUGCAGAAUGGUAGUGGCAAUUGGCUAGCUCACCAAAUUAGAAAACACAGGCCUAAAGAUGGACCUAUGGUGCAAUCCACUUCACAAAGGUGGUGCACACUUCAUACAGAAUAUUUAUGGUAUAAUGCACAGCUUCUUCCACAUCCACCAUCUGAUUAUGGUAAAGCAAAAAUAUAUGUCUUUCCUAAUUGGGGAGUGGUGACCUAUGGAGCUGGUUUACCAAAUAGUCAGGACAACACAUUUCUUUCCUUUAAAUCAGGAAAGCUUGGUGGGCGUGCAGUUUAUGAUAUUGUUCAUUUUCAGCCAUACUCAUGGAUAGAUGGGUGGUGGAAUUUUAAUCCUGGACAUGAACAUCCAGAUCAGAAUUCCUUCACGUUUGCUCCCAAUGGCCAAGUAUUUGUUUCUGAAGCUCUCUAUGGGCCAAAGCUUAGUCAUCUGAAUAAUGUACUAGUUUUUGCUCCAUCUCCUUCAAGCCAGUGUAAUACUCCUUGGGAAGGACAACUUGGAGAAUGUUCACAUUGGCUUAAAUGGACAACAGAUGAAUCUGGUGAUGCAGCUGGUGAAAUUAUAACAGCAAAUCAGUCUGGGGAAAUGGUAUUUGUAAGUGGUGAGGCAGUUUCUGCCUAUUCAUCUUCAAUGAAAUUAAAAAGUGUUUAUCGUGGCUUGCUGCUCUUAAAUCAUCAGACCCUUCUAGUGAUUGACCACAUAGAAAAAUAUAAAGAUUCUCCACUUUCUUUAGCCAGUGCAUUUUUUCAUAAUCUUGAUAUUGAUUUUAAAUAUGUUCCAUUUAGAUUUUCAAGUAAAUACAAUGGUGCCAUGAUGGACAUAUGGGAUGCACAUUAUAAAAUGUUUUGGGUAGACCAAAAUGGUAAUAGUCCAGUUGCUAAGAUACAAGAAGCAGAACAGACUGCUGAGUUUAAAAAACGAUGGACUCAGUUUGUAAACGUAACCUUUCCAUUGAAUGACAAUAUUUCUAGAAUAGCAUACUUAUUUUAUGGUCCAUAUGUUAAUGUGUCAAAUUUGAAAUUCUUAGAGAAUAGCAAAUAUGGAGUUAAAAUUUCCAUUAAUCUUAAUAAUACUGAAAAAAUAGUAUCCAUAGUAACUCAAUACAGUGAUUUAGAAGCCAGGUUUAACUUUCUUGGAUUUGGUGGUUAUGCCAAAGUAGAAGAUGCAGACAAAAUAGUCAAGUUUGGUCUAGGCAUUGAGCAUGCAAAAAAAUAUAAAUUGAAAAUGAAUGUAUAUAAUUUUGGAUUUAAAAUACAUUUAUCUAUUGUGUUAAUUUUGUCUUUAAGUUUGGGUAUUUUAGCCUUUCAUGGGAGAUUUUAUAUUUCCUUUAGCAAAUUAAUGCGUUGGAUCUUAGUUUUGAUCAUAGCACUGUGGUUUGUUGAACUGAUGGAUGUAUGGAGCACUUGCACUAAACCAAUGUGUGCAAAGUGGAAUAAUGAAAUUGCAAAUCCAGAAAACAAAGAAUUUCAAAGUAAUUCUCAUGGUCUUCCAGUUGUAGUGAUUACUUCCCUACCAGGUUCAGGAGCUGAGAUUCUAAAACAAGUAUUUUUCAACAGUUCAGAUUUUAUUUACCUUAAGAUUCCUACCACUUUUAUUGAUAUUCCAGAUGCAGAGUUUAAAAUAGACUCAUUUGUGGAUGCUUGUGAAUGGAGUAGUUCUGAUGUACAGGAUGGACAUUUCAAAUUAAUCCAAGGUUGGCUGCAAUCUUUGGCCCAAGAUACAAAACUUCAUUUACAAAAUAUUGAUUUGACUGAGCCCGGUAAAGCCAAACUUUUCCGUCAUUCAGUUAUUAAUAGAGAUAAAAAGAGAAGGUACAAACGCAAAGAUCCUUUUUCAGAACAGAAAAGCAGAAACAAAGGAAGUUAUGAUAAAGAAGCUGAUUACAUCAGACAGCUUAGGAACCAUCUAACAACAUUCCCAAAAGCUCAACCGGUUCUUGGCUUAAGCAGUGGAAGCUGGACUUUAAAACUUCCAUUUUUUGCAAAAGUAAUUGGAUCUUCAUUGAGGGCAUUGUUUGUUGUUCGUGACCCUCGUGCGUGGGUUUAUUCAGUGUUGUAUAAAAGCAAGCCUAGUCUCUUUUAUUUGAAGAAUAUGCAGCAGCGGUUAUCAUUAAUGUUUAAAGAAGAAGAAAAACAAAAGUGUAACUCGAAUCCUGGUUAUGCAGUUGAAUAUGACUCUCUAGAAGAAAAACUGUUAGAUACUAAAUCAAAUACAGUUUCCAAACUUUCUCAUUUAUGGUUAUCAAAUACAGCAGCUGUAAGUAGGAUAAACAGAAAUUUGUCAUCACUAAAUUACCUUAUGGUUAGAUUUGAGGACAUUGUAAACUUACCACAGGAAACAACAGAAAGAAUUUAUUCAUUUUUUGGAAUUCCACUUCCUCCAGCAAGUUUAAACCAAAUAAUGUUUGCCAGUUCAACAAAUUUGUUUUAUCUUCCAUAUGAAGGAGAGAUUUCACCAUCUAGUAUAAACAUAUGGAAACUUAAAAUGCCAAAGGAAGACAUUCAAUUAAUUGAGGACAUAUGUUGGACACAAAUGGAUCAGCUAGGGUAUACAAAGUUUAUAGAUUAAAGGUUUUAUUUCCAAUACUAUAGAAUCACAAACCAUUAAGUGAAGAUGAAAAAUCCUAAACUGCAGAAAGGAUAUUCAGAAUAUUUAUAAGAAUAUAAAUGCUGCAGGUCAGCAGUCAUUUGCACUAAUGAACUUUGUAUAUUAUGGAUUGCAAUCAUAAAAAUAGAUUACUUUAUUCUUGUA